AUGCGCUGCCUCCUCUACGCGGUCACUGCUGCCUCAGCCCUCUUGGCUGCCACCUCUGUAGCCCUGCCGCACUCAAAAACCCACUCCCUCAAUGCGAGGUCCCUCCCUCCUACGGUCCGACCUGGAUGGACGCUCGGCAAGCGCGCCGAGGCCGACACACCCUACACUUUUACGGUGGCGCUGCAGAGCAGAGAUCUCGAUGGCCUGGCUUCGAGGAUGGAGCAGGUAUCUAGGGGCGAAGAAGGAUGGCUCUCCGACGACGAGCUUGCUCAAUACACUGCUCCUACAGACGACACUCUGAGUGCCGUGCAAGCUGAGCUGGCUGCCGCUGGCAUCUCUGCCUCUCACAUUACUCCUAGCAAGCACGGCGACUUUCUCACCGUCGACGCGACUGUAGACCAGGUUGAGCGCCUCUUCGAUACGAAGCUCUUCCAUCACAGCUUCGAAAGGCGCUCAGCUAUCCGUGCCCCCUCGGGCUUUGCUCUGCCCCAACAUCUGGCCGAGCACAUCGUCGACGUUGCUCCGUUGACACACUUUGGCGUACCCCAUGCCUCGCAGAGCGGUGGCCAUGCUGAGCCUCUCGAUGCCGACAAUGUCGAGGCAACGAUCGCUCAGCAGAAGCGUGAAGUCGCGGAGAUGGCUGCCCACCUCGAGCGUCGUCAGAGCAGCCCUGCGUCAUGCUCGCGCUACGCCACCUUUGUCUCGCCGGCUUGCCUGCGCGAUCUGUACCAAACGAGCAGCGUAAAGCCAGUUGCUGCUGCUGGCACCGUCGACAUCGGUGUGAUGGGCAUCAUUAAUGCGAGUUUCAGCCAGGAGGACCUGGCCGACUUUGCGCAGCGCUACCGUAGCGAUGCUGCUGGCUACGAGAUGCCCGUCAACAUCACUCGUGGGGCGCCCUUUGACUCCAAGCACCCAGACAAGGAGGGCACACUCGACGCGCAGGUGGUGCUCGGCCAGACGUACCCUCUCAACUCGACCUUUUACGCGUGGGGGUCCACCAAGACGGGAGGCGAUGCCUUUUCUCAAUCAUGGCAGGACUUCAUCGAUAUGAAGGCUGCGGACCGACCGGGCGUCAUCUCGUACUCUUUCGCCUCGCAGGAGAAUUGGUAUUCGGCAUCGACUGUCAAGUCGAUGUGCCAGACGGCGCAGAAGCUCACUGCGCUGGGUACGACCAUUGUCGUCGCUGCGGGUGACUACGGAGUGCUCGGAGUGAACAGCAAACAGUCGUGCGACAAGAAGUUUAUCAACACGUACCCGUCUGUCUGCCCGUAUGUCCUCUCGGUGGGUGCGACGGGCGGCUCUGGCACCAAAAACAAGAUCGCUCCCGAGGUGAUGAUGAGCAAGUCAGUCGCAAACAUGUGGUCAGGCGCUGGCUUCUCGGAGUACAUCCCGCGGCCACAAUACCAGGACGCGGCGGUCUCCGCGUAUCUCAAGACGAUUGGCGACGAUGACAAGGGGCGAUACAACAUCGAGGGGCGCGCUUAUCCGGAUGUGGCGGCGCAGGGCACCAAGUACGUGAUACGCCAGAACGGUGGGUGGUAUACGAUCAGCGGUACGUCUGCGGCUGCGCCCACGUGGGCUUCGAUCAUUGCGCUCUUGAAUGCCGAGCGGAGGCAGCAAGGGAAGGGCACGAUUGGCUGGGCCCACCCGACAUUGUACAGAGCGGCGAACAGUGCGGCCUUCAAUGACGUCGUCUCGGGCGGAUCGUACGGUUGCAGUGAUAAGAAGGCGCCUGGCUUCAAGGCCACCAAGGGGUGGGACGCUGCCGCUGGUCUGGGCACGCCCAACUACCCAGCGCUGGCCGAUCUCUUCGCCGGUGCGGCGUGA
This is a messenger RNA of Jaminaea rosea, 1827 nucleotides long. Its product is annotated as subtilisin-like protein. Gene Ontology annotation, biological process: proteolysis. NCBI's taxonomy places the organism in Eukaryota, Fungi, Basidiomycota, Exobasidiomycetes, Microstromatales. Gene Ontology annotation, molecular function: tripeptidyl-peptidase activity; serine-type endopeptidase activity. The transcript has a single exon. The record is from RefSeq and is a predicted model, not a curated record. Bases 1 to 1827 code for a protein of 608 amino acids.